GCUGCCAAAAAAGAAUAUAAUGGUGUAAUUGAGGAGUUUCUAACUGUAGGUGAAAAACUCUUUGGGCCUUAUGUAUGGGGCAGGUAUGAUGUCUUGUUCAUGCCUCCAUCGUUUCCAUUUGGUGGUAUGGAGAACCCUUGUAUCACAUUUGUCACCCCAUGUCUGCUGGCUGGCGAUCGUUCUCUGGCUGAUGUUAUUAUCCAUGAAAUAUCCCACAGCUGGUUUGGUAACUUGGUGACCAAUGCUAACUGGGGAGACUUCUGGCUGAAUGAGGGUUUUACUAUGUAUGCCCAGCGGAGGAUUACCACUGAACUCUAUGGUAAAACCUUACAGUAUGUUGGUGUCAAUGUACAGUAUCUCUUGCAGGAAUUGAUAUUCAUACUACUUUUUCUAUCCAGUGUACAUUGUUCCAGUUUGUCUAUCUUACAUAUAUACCAGAAUAAAAUAUUUCAGCUCUUGUUCUCUCUACUAACUGACAAGGUUUUAAUCCUAUUCACAGGCCAUGCAUACAGUUGUCUAGAAGCAGCCACAGGACGGGCUCUUCUUCGUCAGCACAUGGAUGCAUCUGGAGAAGGCCAUCCCUUAAACAAGCUCAGAGUCAAGAUUGAACCUGGAGUGAAUCCAGAUGACACAUACAAUGAGACCCCUUAUGAGAAAGGAUUCUGCUUCGUAUCUUAUCUUGCUUACCUUGUUGGGGAUCAAAGUAAAUUUGACACUUUUCUUAAGGCUUAUGUUGACAAAUUUAAAUUUCAGAGCAUAACUGCUGAUGAAGCCUUGGCAUUUUAUUUAGAGUACUUCCCAGAGCUUAAAGCUAAGAAUGUUGAUAAAAUCAAGGGUUUGGAAUUUGACCAUUGGCUAGAUACCCCUGGUUGGCCUGCUUAUUUGCCAGACCUGUCUGUUGGUACUAAGCUCAUGAAACCAGCUGAUGAUUUGGCUGAUCUCUGGUCCUCUUCUCCACUGGACAUGCAAGCUAUUGGAAAAAUGGACGUUUCUUCUUGGAAAACAUAUCAGAUAGUAUACUUUUUGGAUCGGGUUCUUGCAAAGUCCCCUCUACCACCUGGUAAUGUGGAAGAGCUUGGAAAAUAUUAUACAAAGAUUUCGGAAGCCACCAAUGCUGAACUCCGUCUUCGUUGGGCUCAAAUUGUGCUGAAAAAUGAUUACCAGGAUCAUUUUUCCAAAGUCCGUGAUUUCUUAUACUGCCAGGGAAAACAGAAGUACACAUUGCCAUUGUACCGUGCUAUGAAAGCUGGAUCAGAGGCCACUCGUGCUCUAGCCACAGAAACUUUCCACCAGACAUCUCCACAGCUUCAUCACAAUGUCCGCAGUUAUGUGAAAAAGAUCCUGGGAGUGUAA
Staurois parvus is the source of this 1353-nucleotide messenger RNA. The record is from the annotation of a GenBank genome assembly. Lineage: Eukaryota; Metazoa; Chordata; Amphibia; Anura; Ranidae.